Dichomitus squalens LYAD-421 SS1 is the source of this 1055-nucleotide messenger RNA. RefSeq lists its product as uncharacterized. The record is from RefSeq and is a predicted model, not a curated record. The transcript is spliced from 3 exons. Bases 1 to 1002 code for a protein of 333 amino acids. Lineage: Eukaryota; Fungi; Basidiomycota; Agaricomycetes; Polyporales; Polyporaceae.
AUGGACGCACCAGCCUCCUCGCCACUGCCGGAUGCCCCAAGUCCAGCUGAACCUACAACAACCACGAAGUCAACGGAAGAUACUGCACAAGAUUUGCAUCAACGUGACCCGGAAUACUGGCUGGAGGACGGUAACUUGACGAUCAUCGCAGGCAACGUCGAAUUUCGCGUCUACAAGGGACCAUUGCUAACCAAUUCGCCCGUCUUUAAGGACAUGCUCUCUAUACCUCAACCGGACGGGACAUCAGGAUCACAGUGCACAUGUCGGACCAAGCCUGCUGUCGUACAUGUGUCUGACUCGCCAGAAGACCUCAGGCACAUAUUCCGCGCCCUGCUCCCUGGGAAGACGCCACGCGUGGCUCCAGAGGACUUGACUUUGAACGCACGCUGCCUCGAUCACCUGAAGAAGUUCUUUGUUCAGAGCUUCAAAACGUGGGCGCGAGUAGAUCCUCCCCGUCCGCCCGCCUUCGAGGCCAUCCACUCCAUCGGUGUGGUGAAUAUCGCCCGCAUUACAAGUACCGAUGUCCUCCUUCCCACCGCUCUGAUGGGCUGCUGCAUGCUCAACUCGACCGAGCUCGUGAACGACUUCACGCGCGAGAACGGAACCCUGGAGAAGCUCUCCCCAGAGGACAUCGGACGGUGUUUCCUGGUGCGGGCGAACCUUAUGCAGGCAAACAUCAUGGCUACCCUUGGCGUAUUCGAACAGACGCUUUUCGAGGGCUGCACGCGGCGAGACGUCUGCGGGCCGGUGUUCCUGAAGCUACUUGACGAGUUGAGGAAUCAUGAGCGGGUGGUGUGCACACUGGACUGGUUCAAGUACUGGUCGGACUACAUCGACGGGAGAGACGACGACCGGAAGAUAUGCGCACGAUGUUAUAAGAUGCUACAGGAGAGGGAGAAGGAGCAGCAUCGCGGAAUAUGGAAGAAGCUGCCAGAGCUGAUGGGCGUCGUUGUGGAGGGGUGGGCUGCUGACCCCACGCCCGCGGUGGACGGCGGAGCUUGAGUGAGUCUGGCCUCAGUCCUAGACUCAUCAGAUGUCCACGGGCAUGUUCAUGG